UAACGAGAUGGCUGAAAGCUUAGAUGCACUAAUGGAAAUUUUAUUUAUAUACAUUCAGGAUUUCUGUUAUUUAGAUGGUGAUUAUUUGGUUGAUGCAAGCACAGAAUUGUACCAUCAAGUUAUAACUGUAUUUGAGAAGAUAAUCCUUCCAACUCAUGCAAGCUGCCAUAWUCAUUUUAUUGUAUUGUAUAUUUGUAGUUUAGACCAGGUGUUUGUAAAUUCCUUUUUGGAUUUUUGCUGGAAAAAGAUUGAAAACCCGAGCAUACCAGCAAUAUUACGCCAAGCAAGUUCUGCCUACAUGGCCAGUAUUGUAGCAAGAGCUAAAUUCAUUCCAACAAGCACUGUAAAACUUUGUCUUGAAUUACUUGUUCACUGGAUACAUUGCUAUAUUGAUGCGCAUGAUGCUACUUGUUUUGGUCCCGAUGCCUCAAAGCAUGGGCCGUUUUACUCUGUUUGCCAGGCCUUGUUUUAUAUGUUCGUAUUCAGACAUCGAACGCUCCUUGAACUCGAAGAAGGUCACAAAUUCAUUAGAAGAUUCAACUUUGAACGUAUAAUUACAUGCAGAUUAAACCCACUAAAGGUCUGUCUACCCACUGUCGUCAACCUCUUUGCUCUUGUUACAAGUCGACAUCAGUUAGUACUUUGCUACACUGUUAUCGAGAGAAAUAAACGUUCUCUUCUUCCCAUCGCGUCCAUACAGUCGAAUAAGGCGGUGUCUCGUUUGACUGUCUUCAAUCAACUCGACUCGUUCUUCCCGUUUGAUCCGUAUCUCUUGCGAAAAUCUAGUAGAUUCAUCAAACCGUUAUACCAGGAAUGGGAAGGAAUAGAGGAAGAUACUGCUGACCUUCGGGAUGAGGUCGACGAAAAAGACAAAGGUUUUGAUAGCGAGGAUGAUGAAGAGUACAUGGAGUAUGGUAAAACACCGGAUAUCGACGUACCCGGUCUUACACCCGAUACGGCAAUGUGUAUCUCUCCGGGAUUUGUACAAUCUCCGCCGGGCAGAUAAACCUUAUGUUUUACAAUCAAUCAUGCUUCAUAACGGACUCACAAAAUGAUAGAAAAUACUUUCAAAAUCUCGUUUUAUAUUUAUUUUAUACUAAAAUACAAUUGCAUUAAAAAUAUAUGUAUAUUAAUGAUUUGAAAAUAUUU
Messenger RNA from Exaiptasia diaphana, 1149 nucleotides. Its product is annotated as RNA polymerase I-specific transcription initiation factor RRN3. Lineage: Eukaryota; Metazoa; Cnidaria; Anthozoa; Actiniaria; Aiptasiidae. Bases 8 to 1006 code for a protein of 332 amino acids. Gene Ontology annotation, molecular function: RNA polymerase I core binding; RNA polymerase I general transcription initiation factor activity. Gene Ontology annotation, cellular component: nucleus. Gene Ontology annotation, biological process: transcription initiation at RNA polymerase I promoter. The transcript is spliced from 13 exons. The record is from RefSeq and is a predicted model, not a curated record.